ACUUUAAAAUUUUGAAUUCCAAGGAAUAUUUGUCGUUUUUUUUUUUUUUAAAUAAAUUUAUAUGUUAUAGACCGGUAAAAAGCAAUUCUGUUUGAAGAUCAUUUAGUAUAAUUUAAUACUAACUAACGGUUUUUUUUCACCCCUCAAUGUUACAAGAAUCUCAGUAUGGCAGACAGACGUAACUUAGGAAAUCGCACUAAACAACAGGAACAAUCCCAAAAACCAAGGGUUCCUUGGAAAGGAUUGUCAAGAUCAAGACCACAACAAGAUAGCAAUGUAACUAUAUCGGAGAGUCGCAACAUGUAUUCUUCAACAAAUCAAUUUAGGAGACCCAAUUUGGACACUACUUUAGCCACCCCAUCGUCAGCUUCUGGUAGUAGAGGUCGUGGUAGGGUUAAUUUAGAUUCAACUUUUGCGGCCCCAUCAGUCCCAAAACGCUCAUUAAAUAGGACUGCUGCUAGUAACAGGACUAGUACUUUCGCAAACAAAAAGGCUGAUUUACUCUAUAAUAAUUAUCUACAGGCUUUAAUGAAACAGGAGGUGGCCAAGAAAACUAUUAAAGAACAUGAAGAAAAGAUAAAUGAUCAAAUAUUAAUUCAUACUAAGAAGUUAUAUUCAAUGCAACUCUUCUUAGCGGAUAUUAAUAAGCAAUUGGAGAACCUAGAGGAGCAAGAGAUUAUGGCACAGCUACUUGAAACUUUAAAACUAAAAGUGAAUGAAGUUGAUGAAUUACUAGAGAACUAUAGUGCUGAGAAUAAUGUGUUGAAACUACAAAAUCUCUUGAUAAAAGAGUGUGACCUUGUCAGUGUUAAAAAUAUUAAGUCAAUAGAGUCUCAAGAAGAGUUUGAUAAGUUAAUGGGAGUUUUAGGGAAGUUGAGAGAUCUUCUUCGAAAAAUCAUUAGUGAGAACAGCCAUUUAGAGGAAAUACAUGAUGUGACCGAAGAUUUUAGGCAAUUUAAAAAACUUAACAGAGAGAACUUGGGUAAGAUAGGGAAAAUUGAUGAGGUAAACAAAAAAACUGCCAGGGAAUUGAGUAAGGAGUUAUCUGAUUAUUUUGCUAAAAAAAAUGGAUAUUUUUAAGUUAAGAGUUGAGUGAAAAUAUUUCUUUUUUAUGUAUAUAGAUUGUUUAAUUAAAUAUUAUUUAUUUUCUAUUA
Messenger RNA from Anthonomus grandis grandis, 1154 nucleotides. RefSeq lists its product as uncharacterized. Bases 166 to 1080 code for a protein of 304 amino acids. The transcript has 2 exons. Lineage: Eukaryota; Metazoa; Arthropoda; Insecta; Coleoptera; Curculionidae. The record is from RefSeq and is a predicted model, not a curated record.